UUGGACCGAGUACACUCAUCAGGCGGUUUGGUGAGCUGUUAGAAAUGGAUUGGAAGAUAUAUAUUUCGCCUUUCCUCUCCAUUUUCUUGACCUUAAUUCAGAUAACUCUUGCAGAAUUAACACCAGAAGAAUGCAGAGACUUAGGAUUUUCAGUGAAUCUCAUCUGUAGCUCAUGUGACGAGCUAAAACCUUUCAAUCUCACAUCCGAACCUUCGUUAGAGCAGAAUUGUCGAAAAUGUUGUCAAGCUGAUGGCCAGGAAGAAGCCACGAAGAGAUACGCUUUUGGUACUCUUGAAGUGUGCAACUGAAAGCUGGGGAGGUUCCCUCAGAUACAGGCCUUCGUCCGUAGUGACAGGCCGGAGAAGUUCCCUAAUCUUAGGAUAAACUUCGUACGAGGAGCCGACCCUGUUCUAAAGCUUCAUGAUGAGAGUAACGAGGUGAAAGAAGUUCUAAGCAUUGAGAAGUGGAACACUGACAGUGUGGAAGAAUUUCUCAAUGAGAGACUUGCAAAAUAAAAUUAUUUAGUUAUUAGAAAAAUAUAUAAUGAGAAGAAACCUUGUACAUUAUGAUGAAAACUUCAUGUAAAACCAUGAUAGGUGUAUGAAGUUGGAGGAAAUUGUGUCCAAAGGACUUCUUUAAUAUUUGUUGAAAAAAAAAAAAAAACUUUAAAAACAGAAAUGUCUGUUGUUUCAGAAGUGCUUAAACACCAGCUGUCUCAAUAGAUGGCAUCAGAGUAGUAAGAGAAUUUCAACAUCUGGGAAUAAGAUAUUAUGGAAAGUAGUUCCAGAACCUUUCACUAGCUAUGCCUUUAUUUGUUGCAAAACGUACUGCAGUGCUUUUCAGUAGCAUGCAAACUCCUGAAAUUGGGAUGACAUCGGUGACAUUUUUUUAACAGCCUUCAAUCACAUUAUGGACCUUGCAGCAAGCUGGUGCAAUGUUUCAAAAGGUUAUGAAAGGAGUUAGAUCCAUUUUGUUUGUUUCUGUCUUUCAAUGACUCUUACAGUAAUGAUUCCUUUCAAAGGAAAUUGUAAGUGUGAGUAACAGUCUCAGAGUUUACACGUUUCUGAAAGGCAAUGUAAUCUUAACAAUAAUUGUUAAUCAAUUAUUGAUCUUGUGCAUGAAAAGCUACUAGUAAGCAAACUCUAACAAGCUUUUAUCUAUAAGCCCAUUGAAGGUAACACAAGUUAUAAAUUCUCAAAUAUCUUUUUUUGGGAAAAAUGACAGCUAAUUUAUGCUCUGUUUUCAUGAUGACUUUACAGUAAACUAGAUACGAGUUUGUAAAGUUGGAGGCUUUGAACAGAAUGAUAUUAGUGAUACAUCCAUCUUCAAUUGCCUGUUAGAUAUGUUGUUUUGGGAACUCAUUUGCAGACUCUUGUAUAAAAAUGCUAUUUAAUAAAAGUAUUGUUUCUGGUGGAA
Molecule: messenger RNA, 1416 nt
Organism: Pocillopora verrucosa
Lineage: Eukaryota; Metazoa; Cnidaria; Anthozoa; Scleractinia; Pocilloporidae
Product: selenoprotein F-like
Cellular component (GO): endoplasmic reticulum lumen
Molecular function (GO): oxidoreductase activity
Source: RefSeq, a predicted model, not a curated record